AUAAACCUGCAGUCACCAGGCGGGCAGCUCAGUGGUACCAGGUUAUAGCUGCCAUCCUUGUGCUGUGGACCCUUCCUGCUGCACCAUGUCUCUCAUUCCAAAUCUCAUGCUCUUGACACUUUCCCUUGUUGUUGGGGACUUCUUUUACUCAGUGGACGGCUGCACGUGUGCCCCCAGCCACCCCCAGGAUGCCUUCUGCAACUCCGACAUAGUGAUAAGAGCCAAGGUCGUGGGCAAGAAGCUGAUGAACGACGGUCCAUUUGGAACAAUGCGCUACACAGUAAAACAGAUGAAGAUGUACCGUGGCUUUAAGAAGAUGCCUCUUGUACAGUAUAUCUACACAGAAUCUUCUGAAAGCCUGUGCGGAGUCAAGCUGGAGGUCAACAAGUAUCAAUAUCUCAUCACAGGGCGUGUAUAUGAGGGGAAGGUAUACACUGGCCUCUGUAACUUGAUUGAGAAGUGGGAUAAGCUGACACUUGCCCAGCGCAAAGGACUCAAUCACCGUUACCACCAGGGAUGUAACUGCAAGAUCAAGCCUUGCUAUUACCUCCCAUGCUUCAUCACCUCAAAGAGUGAAUGUCUGUGGACGGAUUUACUUUCCAACUUCGGCACUCCCGGCUACCAAUCUAAGAAUUACGUUUGCAUCAAGCAGAAGGAAGGUUACUGCAGUUGGUCCAGAGGGUGGACUCCACCAGACAAAUCCGUGAUCAACACCACGGACCCCUGAGCCUGCUCGGCACUGUGGCCCAGAAACUGUAAAAGGACAGUAACCCUGAAAUAUAUACAGCAAUGAAAUUAGUGCCUGAUUUCUUGCUAAAAUUAGCACUUGGAACACAUAAGUCUUUACCAUCAUACUGAAAGUAUAUUUUUAAUCACUCUUUUAUUUUUGUAAUUUUCUUCAAUCACCCAUUUAAGCCAGAUUGUGUGCAGGGAAAGUCUUGCUCCAUUUUCUUUUCCUUCCUUCUAUAAAUGGUCCGUUGGGCCUACUGGUAGAGACUGUAUUAGUGGAAUGUUAAUGGGUAAUAUACAUGCAGAGAAAUUGAAAAUGGACGAGCCUUGAUUUUUGGUGAAAUCCUAAUACGGUGAAACAGUGCUGUGGAUUUUGUUUUAUUUGCAGUUCAACCUCCCGCCACAAGAGGUGCUGUGUUAGACAACGAUAAUAGAUUUGCCCUCUAGGAUAUAGGGUGCAUAUUUGGGGCAAGGAGUAUAACGCAGGGGAAUGUUUUAGAUAUUUCAAUGUGAAUGAUUAAAAAAAAUUGUUGGACCAGGUCACCCUCACGCUUGUGAGAUUAUACUUAGUGUCAAGUUAGAGUGACAGUAAUAAAUGUCCGUGUGUAAUGCCUUGCAGGUCUGGGCAGAGCUAUCCAGAAAAAAAAUGGAUAAAAAAUAAGCUAUUUUAAAUGUUUAUGAAGGUUACUGUGGUCCUGGCUAUAAACUGAAGAAAGGCCACAGAUUCCGAUGCAGUGCCCUCUUGUGGCCCGGAGUUGUACAUAAUAUUUGGAGUUUCAUGAAAAACUUUUUGUAUUGCUGCCUAGAAAACACCUUUUGUAGUGGAGGUCUGUGUAUGAUACAAAGCUAGGAUCGAAUAGUUUUGAUUAGUAAGGUUAACUCAGCAUAGUUGUCAUAAAGCAGUGCUUAAUCAAUUAGUAUUUCUAAAAGUGGCUGCCCUGAAUUAGGAAAACAUGACUGCUUUCUUACAGAAACUUUUCCACAUCUGCCCAUGAAUUGUGCCUGGCACCGCAGCUCUGCUUUAUUAAAGUAAAUGAGACUGCAAUACCACACUCAACCUGUGGACAGGUGUGGCACUGAGGAGCACCUGUAUGUAUUCAGAAUAAGCCAGAUACAUAGACCAGUGAUGAGACAGGGAUAGGCUGUCAAAUGAGACAACAAAAACUGAUUGUAAAGCCAUGCUUAAUUGAUCUUAGUAAUUCGACUUUGAGCUCAUUUACCUGAGACUCGGGUCCCUUUUGCAUUUGUUUGGCAAAAAUUGGAUCGUAGGACGAAGGAACCCUUUUUUUUUUUUUUGGGCUAAAAAGGGGACAUAGCCUUAAAGUAAUAGUAUGUCCUACAGAGCCCUGCCAAGUUUAUCAUAUGCAGUUGCACCUCCAAGCCUAUAGAGGUGCUCUCAUUCACUGGUUGUUUAGCCUUUGUCAUUGAAGCAAUCUCUCUGCUGCCCCCUAGUUGUAGAGGGCUUAAGCUGCAAGUUCUUACAGUCCGUCCUCUGACACCCUAGCCAGAUUUCAUGAUCUCUUUACAUAAUAAAAAAUGUGAUCAAUUUUAUCUAAAUUAUAUUUUUUUUUAAACCUGCACUGAGAUGUAGUGCCUUGAUGUGACCCUAAAUUAUAGCUAUUGUUGUUGCUUUUUGACUGGAUAUUUUUUUAUAGAUGCAUUAUAUGUAGAUCUCUAAUAUAAAUUCUUGUUUUUUUUUUUCCAUUUCUGACAAAAUGGGUGACUAAAUAAGUUUUACUGAGAUUGUGUGACGUAACAUUUUCUGUUUAUAUAUUUUUUUUCUUAUUUAUCAUUUGUAGUGGAAACUUUUUAUUUUUAAUAUAUCUUCACUCCAUUCCAAGUAGGGAGUAGUUUUAUGCUAUUUACCAGUUUGCUACAUUAUAUCACAGAUAAGAAUAUUUUAUAAGAACAUGCUUUUUAUAUUUGCAGAAAAUAUUCUUGGUUUCCGAUACUGAGCAGUGUGUUUUAUGUCGGGUUUUUUUUUUGUAGAUAGUUAGAGAGAGUUGCAUUUCCAUAAACUUUGCUUUUGUAGUGCAAGAGACAAUUUGAUGGGUCAAACUACCACUCCCAUCAUUACAACUACAACUCAAGGCCACAGGGUGACUGAAGUUGUUUGCAGUAUGAAACCUAUGAGUCUGUAGGCCCUAAAAGCUGCCAGUGAUUCAGUGUUAAAGGGCAAGUCACAUUUUUAACUUAGGGUACUUUCACACUAGUGUUAUUCUUUUCCGGCAUUCAGUUCCGUCCUAGGGGCUGAAUACCGGAAAAGAACUGAUCAGUUUUAUCCUAAUGCAUUCUGAAUGGAGAGCAGUCCGUUC
Bufo gargarizans (Asiatic toad) is the source of this 3044-nucleotide messenger RNA. RefSeq names its product TIMP metallopeptidase inhibitor 3 (gene TIMP3). The transcript has 5 exons. Gene Ontology annotation, molecular function: metalloendopeptidase inhibitor activity; protease binding. The record is from RefSeq and is a predicted model, not a curated record. Bases 86 to 727 code for a protein of 213 amino acids. Lineage: Eukaryota; Metazoa; Chordata; Amphibia; Anura; Bufonidae. Gene Ontology annotation, cellular component: extracellular matrix. Gene Ontology annotation, biological process: negative regulation of membrane protein ectodomain proteolysis; negative regulation of endopeptidase activity.